Molecule: messenger RNA, 981 nt
Organism: Drosophila biarmipes
Lineage: Eukaryota; Metazoa; Arthropoda; Insecta; Diptera; Drosophilidae
Product: alcohol dehydrogenase
Exons: 4
Coding region: 106-885 (259 amino acids)
Cellular component (GO): cytoplasm
Molecular function (GO): alcohol dehydrogenase (NAD+) activity
Source: RefSeq, a predicted model, not a curated record
GAUCGCCUGAGCAGGGGGUCGAAAUCUGGCGAAGAUUAGUUUGCCAAUUGCCAGCGACUGAAUUGCACGGAAUCGAACAGAGGCAAUAGGUUUCGACACUGCAACAUGGACUUGGCCGGCAAAAAUGUGGUUUACCUUGGCGGAUUUGGCGGCAUAGGCCAGAAAUGUGUGCAAGAACUGCUGCAGCGGCCCGUAAAGGCUCUGGCCGUUUUCGAUCUGACCGAGAAUGGCCAGCUCUUGGCUGACUGGAAAGGCAAAAAUCCCAACACGGAUAUCAUCUACCAAAAAGUCGACAUCACUCAGAAAUCGGACAUAGAUGCGGCCUAUAAGGCAACCGCCGAGAGGUUCGGUCACUUCGACGUGGUGGUCAAUGGCAGCGGACUGAUGAACGAUCGUCUGAUCGAGCUGUCCAUUCAAAUUAAUCUGUUGGGAGUUAUUAACAGCACUUUGACCGCCCUGGAGUACAUGGACAAGGCCAAGGGUGGUAGGGGUGGUCUCAUAGUGAACAUAUCCUCGGUGGCUGGCCUGGAACCCACAGCUCUCAUGGCCAUUUACUCGGCGGCCAAGACGGGAGUCACCACUUUUACCAGGGCCAUGGCUAAUCCCAUUUACUACGCCCACUCCGGCGUCGGCUUCAUUACCAUCUGUCCGGGAUUCACGGACACUGGUCUCCUAGAGGAUAUUGGUAACAAGACGACGUUCACUUACGACACACCCAUGCUGGCCAUGUUCAACAAGGUGAAGCGGCAGAAGGCGGAGGACUGCGCCAAGAAUUUGGUCCUGGCCAUAGAGACGGCCAAGAAUGGAGCAGUUCUCAUGCUGGAGUUGGGUGAAACCCACGAGAUGAAUAUGCCGGUCAUGUGGAAGCCCCAGUUUGAGGCUUAGUUCGGCGUUGUUAAAGUUUCUAUUGUACAUAUAUGCAUUGAUAUAUAAUCUGUUUGGAAUGGUUGGUAAUUGAAAAAUAAAAUAGUAUUGAGUUAA